Molecule: messenger RNA, 863 nt
Organism: Rhopalosiphum padi (bird cherry-oat aphid)
Lineage: Eukaryota; Metazoa; Arthropoda; Insecta; Hemiptera; Aphididae
Gene: Bka
Product: rRNA-processing protein FCF1 homolog
Exons: 8
Coding region: 202-810 (202 amino acids)
Cellular component (GO): small-subunit processome; nucleolus
Source: RefSeq, a predicted model, not a curated record
AAGAGGAUCGGCAAUCGUCAUGCUCUUCUCUUUUCUACAUCGUGGUUUUAUUUUAUUUAAAUAAUGAUAACAAGCAAAAUCAUGCGUAUAAGCUAUAAGUGUAAUGCAUACAGUACAAAAUAAAAAUACUGAAUAUUAAAUAAUUCAAUAUUAUUGAUGUUAUAUUAAAUUAUUAAUCAUAGUUUUUACACAGUAUUUAAAAUGACUAAGACCAAGAAAAGUAAAAAAAUUCUUAACAAACAAUUUGCUGUUAUGAAGAAGACAAUCAAACCAACAGACACAAGAAUAAAAGAAGAAAAAAGAACUAUAAUAAAGAAAAAAAUAAAUAAAGAUAAAACUGUCACCGUCCGUCAAGUAGCCCAAACAAGUUCGGCCUUGUUUUUCCAGUUUAACACACAGUUAGGACCUCCAUAUCAUAUCUUAGUAGAUACCAAUUUUAUCAGUUUUUCUAUAAAAUAUAAAAUGGAUGUAGUUCAGAAUAUGAUGGAUUGUCUAUAUGCUAAAUGUAUACCAUAUGUAACAGACUGUAUUGUUGGUGAAUUGGAAAAAUUAGGACAAAAGUAUAAAAUAGCAUUAAAAAUUGUUAAAGACCCACGAUUCCAAAGAAUACAGUGUAUGCAUCCUGGCACAUAUGCUGAUGAUUGUUUAGUUCAACGAGUAACCCAACAUAAAUGUUAUAUAGUAGCUACAUGUGAUAGGGAUUUAAAGAGGCGUAUUAGAAAAAUUCCUGGUGUGCCAAUUAUGUACAUUGCUCAAAGAAGAUAUACCAUUGAAAGAAUGCCCGAUGCUUAUGGUGCUCCUAAAAAAUAAUUUGUAAUGUAAUGCUUAUCAAUAGUUAAAUAAAAUUUUUAAUAUUUUGGUAA